GGCGGGAAGUCGGAAAGUGCCGAAGCCGCUCGGGUUGGAACCGAAGGGCGCCGAGGCCGCUCGGGUCGGAGCCGAAGGGAGCCGAAGGGCGCCGAGGGCGCUCGGGCGGAGCGCUGCGGCCGGCGGGGGAGGGCAGCGCGGCGCAGCGCCCCCUGGCGGCGGCGCGGCGGGGGAGGCGCACGAGCGGAGCCGAGCCCGAGCCCGAGCCCGAGGAGCGGCGGCGGCCGGCGGCCGUUCUUGAGGGAAAGGGCGGCCGGAGAGCAGGAAUGGAGGGGGAAAAACUGAUCUCUGCAACAGACACGCAGUAUUCUAACGCGCUCCUUCAGUCUUUGAAUGAACAACGUGGCCAUGGACUUUUUUGUGAUGUUACUGUCAUUGUGGAGGACCGGAAAUUUCGAGCUCACAGAAACAUUCUUUCUGCCUCAAGCACAUACUUUCACCAGCUUUUCUCAGUGGCAGGGCAAGUAGUUGAACUGAGCUUUGUAAGAGCCGAAAUCUUUGCAGAAAUACUUAACUAUAUGUAUAGUUCCAAAAUAAUCUCUGUCCGAUCUGACUUACUUGACGAAUUGAUUAAAUCAGGGCAACUGUUGGGUGUUAAAUUCAUAGCCGAUCUGUGCGUACCUCCUUCUGAAGGAAAAAGCACGUCAAACGAGGUGAAAGAUGCUGCUUCAGAAACUUCAACUUCUAGCCCCACUCAAAAGGAUGCUGAAACACAAGUACCUGCAAUCAGGCAAGAGAGUGGGGAUGUACUGGGGGGGAUGCCGGUUAUAACUGAAUCGUUUUCCCUGCAUGGAAUAUCAUAUGAGACUGCAAAAAUAACAGUGAGCGACUCAGAUGAUGAUGAUGAUGUCAUUUUUUGCUCUGAGCUCGUUCCCCCAAAAGAAUGUACUAAAGAUACUAGUGCUGCAACCCACAACCAACCUUGCUCAAAUGCAGCUGGAGUGUCUGACCAAAAAUCAUGUGGCAGUGGUGGCUCCCCACUAUUGACUAGCCCCACAGCAACUCAAAAACUCUCUUCCUCUGCUAACCAGCUGAAUCCAAAACAAAUACAAUCAAGUGCAGAAUCCCUUGUCUCUGCAACACCACAGCAUUUGACACCUGAGAUUAUUUUGCUGAAUCGGCCUCCAGUGAAUGCAUCACCCACUGUUAGCUCCUCAAAUCAAACACAUGUGACCCCUACGAUUAAUUUGGUUGAGGAGAACCAGAAGCCAUCUAACAACAGUUCCUCAGCUGAAACAGAAACAACUGCUGUUGAUGAUGUAGAAGAGGUGGUUGAAGAUGACGACGAUGUCAUUAGCUCCUCUAGUCCUGGUUCAGUCAGCAGUAGCUCUUUGGUUCAGCAGCCUGCUGCAUCCAAGACUGCAGCCUCUGAAGGAUCAGGUGUACAGAAAAAACAGGUUGUUACGUUUUCACAAGAGCCAUCUUCUAAGCCUGGAGAAUUUAAAAUAAAAAUCUCAGAUGUCCUUACUGGAAACAAUAGGGAAUUCAGUGCAGGCAUUGCACCAAAACAUGUGGUGGAAGGGCAGAAAAUCAUAACGUUAGAUACAGCCACUGAAAUAGAAGGCUUAUCCACAGGCUGUAAGGUCUAUGCAAACAUUGGUGAGGACACCUAUGACAUAGUCAUUCCUGUAAAGGAUGAUCCCGAAGAAGGAGAAGCCAAGCGUGAUGAAACGCCCAAAACAUCUGGUGAUGAUUCUCCAGGCAGGAAACGCAUGAAAGUUAAGCAUGAUGACCACUACGAGCUGAUAGUGGAUGGAAGGGUCUACUACAUCUGCAUUGUAUGUAAGAGAUCAUACGUGUGUCUGACGAGUUUACGGAGACAUUUUAACGUUCAUUCCUGGGAGAAGAAGUACCCAUGCCGAUACUGUGACAAGGUUUUCCCUCUCGCAGAAUACCGUACGAAGCAUGAAAUCCACCACACUGGCGAGCGGAGGUACCAGUGCUUGACAUGUGGCAAGUCUUUCAUCAACUACCAAAUCAUGGCCUCGCACAUAAGAUCAGUUCAUAGCCAAGACCCUUCUGGAGACACCAAGCUUUACCGAUUGCAUCCUUGCAGGUCUUUGCAGAUCAGACAGUAUGCGUACAUUACGGAUCGUUCAAGCAGCAUACCAGUAUUAAAUGAGAAUGGAAUUGUUUAUCGUGUUGACACAGGAAAGGAGGGCACCGAAGGAACAACAUCGAAUCCUCCAGCCAAACAAAUGACCUGGGAUGAUAUUUUCAUUCCACAGGGAAACGAAGCAAUUUUUAAACAAAAUCAAUCAGAGGGUAGCACUGAAUUUGAGUUUGUAAUACCAGAAUCUUACUGAAAUGCAUGAAAUGCUGGAAAAGGGCUUCAGUGCAGAAACACUGCAGCUGUUUUAAAUGAACUGUUAAAAUAAUUGCAGAACAAAUUGUUAAAGUGAAAACAAGUUAACUUGUUCUACCAAGUCACCAAAUGGUAGCACUUAGAUGGAUCAUUAGUAGCUGAAAGCAAUUUGUGGAAGCAAUUCAUUGGAAAGUUUACUUGAAUACAGAUUAACACAUUUUCAAGGAGCUAGCAGUGUUUGCUAGUAUGUUAAUUUUGAUCAAAUCGUGGGGAUUCGUAGCUUGAAAAAGGUACAGUUUGUUCUAAAGAACUAGAGAUCUAAAGUAAUUUCUAAAGUAAUUGAUGUAUUUCCUAUACCCACACUUCUUAUGUAAACCCUUUCUUUCAUGGUAGAACUUCAAUGCUGAACUGUGUUUAAACAUUAACCAAGAAAACAGUAAAAGUAUUCAUCAUAGUCUCUUGAAUGUGGAACCAUUUAAAAAAAUAAUCCCACAACUCAUUUUAUUUUUCUGAGCAAUGCAUUACUGCAAGGGUCCAGAGUUUUUUUGGUUUUGUUUUUUUUUUUUUUUGCUAUCUGAAGGCUUUGAAAUUUGCUUCUUAAAACUGAGAAAUAACCCAAGUGCUGCGUCAGCUUAGCACUGAGACUGCAGAGGAUAUUGUAUGUCUAUUUGGCUAGAUUUUUAAUUUUAAAAAUUUAAAAAUUUUUAAAUUAAAAACAAUUUUUUUAUUUUUUUCCCACUUAUAGAAUUAGUGUAACCAUGUAAAAAUGAUGAACCAACAAUCAAAAAAUACCCCUCAUCCCUCAUAGUCCACAGUGUAAUUCCUCUACAGCUGCCUAGUUGUUAUCUGUUUUCAGUUUCAGGUUUGUUAUAUUGCCCCUUUUUUUCUCCUUGCACUUGGUACAUUUUAUGACUCCUAGGAGAUGAUCCAAGAAGUCCAGCCUGAACAGAAAACAGUAGAUCUGAGGAAAACAACUGUUUACUGUAGUUUAGCACAUCAGAUUUAGUGACUUCUUGAAUUUCUGUAAAUGGUAAUAUGAAAACUGCACAGAAAUUCUAGUGAUGACUGACUGAGCAAGGUUGUUUUGCAUAGUGCUAGUUAGUUAUUGUAAACUUUCAUUGCUUAAAUUACAGCUAAAAGUUUUUCUUCUCCUGUUUCAGAGAAGCGUUUUGGUCCUACAACCUUCAAAGAUUUUAGGCAUCCGGUAUUCCUGACAGAAAGAUAUUUAACUGAUAAAUGGUUCAAAUACAACUGGAGCUAUAAAAAAGGGUACCAGAAAUGCAUAACGAUGGGAGAAAGAGAAUGUUUACGUUUUUUGUGUAAUACUCAAUGCUUCUGUUUUGUAGGCCAAAAAUUAUAUACGUGGUUAUUUCCCAGAUCAUGUUGCGAAUGCCUUUGAGUAUAACAGGAUAUGCUUUCAAAUGUUACAGGUUGGAUGUAGUCUGAGAUGGUAUUGCAGCAGCCACAUGUAAUCCUCAUAAGGAGUAAGUAUUGAUUGCUUGACGUAGCUGGCUGCAUGCUGUGUAGAAAUUUCAUGAACUUUUGGUCAUAAAAAUGUGAUCAUUUUGUUGUUGACAUGACACACAGAGAAUUAAGGAUACACUGAAAAGUGUGCGUUCAGUGAUAAAAAAUAAUGGCUAUCAAUAUUUGCUGCUGAUAUAUUUAAACCUUAAAUUAAACUGUGCCUACUGAAGGUCUCUCUUUGGAGGAAAACUGGAAAAUUAGGGCUUUGUAACUGUAUUUUUGCUAGAAGACUCGUGCUUGCAUGUGUCUCAGGUUCUUCAGUUUUCCUUGGAAGUGAUUUUUGAUAUCCAAAGUCCAGAGGUCAUGUAGAGCAUUUUUUAAUUUUACUUCCAAUAUUUAUUCAUUUGGAAACAUGUUAGAUCCUUCCUCUUUAAACUUUAUGGGGCCAUGAGCUUUUAUAUUUAGAUUUCUGGCUAUUGCACUUAUAUUUGUUCAUUUGUUUUUAAACAUUUAACUUCCACUUUAACUUAAUGAAAAACCUUAUGUAAAUAUUAAGAAAUUGGCUUUGGGGUAAUGAGUGAAAAAGUUGGAAUCUGAAAAAGCAUUUAUAUAAAAAUUAACAAUUUCAACAGAGUGCUAGAAAACCUCACAGUCAUUUAUACACGUAUAAAAACAUUAACAGAUCUGCUGCAAAAUGUAAUGAUGGUGGUUACAUCCUCACUGUAUGGUUUCUUUGGAGAUUCAUCCUAUAGCAUUCCAGUAUACGAAUAAAAUAAAAAACAAAAAAAUCACCUGCUUAUUUAUUUUGUACUGUUAAGGCAUGCAGCUUAGAAAAAGAUGCAGAAGCUGACAACUAUAUACAUUGAACAUUGAGUUCUACACCUGUUACCUAUGAACUGUUCCAUGUGAAAAAUCAAUAAUUUUUGCCAGAUCUGUAUAUACUUGUAUAGUCUUUCUUUAACAUACUUUUUAAAGUUGUGUUCCACUUUUCAUUAAUCAAUACUUGGUAUUAGUUCUUAGAGCUUUCUAUGGCAAAAAAUAAAAAGUUUAAUUCCA
Anas platyrhynchos (mallard) is the source of this 4825-nucleotide messenger RNA. It is a transcript of the gene ZBTB33, whose product is annotated as zinc finger and BTB domain containing 33. The record is from RefSeq and is a predicted model, not a curated record. Gene Ontology annotation, molecular function: protein binding; RNA polymerase II cis-regulatory region sequence-specific DNA binding; DNA-binding transcription factor activity, RNA polymerase II-specific. Gene Ontology annotation, biological process: regulation of transcription by RNA polymerase II. NCBI's taxonomy places the organism in Eukaryota, Metazoa, Chordata, Aves, Anseriformes, Anatidae.